AUGCCAAGGAAGGAGCUACCUUUGCCAGAGGGCUGGGAAGAAGCCCGGGACUUCGAUGGGAAAGUGUAUUAUAUCGACCACACCAACAAAACCACCAGCUGGAUCGACCCGAGAGACAGGUAUACUAAACCACUAACCUUUGCUGACUGCAUUAGUGAUGAAUUGCCAUUAGGAUGGGAAGAAGCUUAUGACCCUCAAGUUGGAGUUUAUUAUGUAGACCACAAUACCCAAUCCACACAGAUAGAGGACCCUCGUGUGCAAUGGCGGCGGGAGCAGGAACAUAUGCUGAAGGACUAUCUGAUACUGGCCCAAGAAGCUAUCACUGCUCAGAAAGAGAUCUACCAGGUGAAACAGCAGAGACUUGAAUUGGCCCAGCAGGAAUACAGGCAGCUACAUGACGUUUGGGAACACAAACUGGGCUCUCAGAUCAGCUUGCACUCUGGCUCAUCGUCUAGUUCUAAAUAUGACCCGGAGAUUCUUAAAGCUGAAAUUGCUACUACAAAAUCCAGGGUUAAUAAAUUGAAGAGAGAGGUAGCUCAUAUGAGGCAAGAACUGCAGUACAAAGAGCAUGGCUUCCAGACACUAAAGAAAAUUGAUAUGAAAAUGUCUGAUACUCAAGGUGGAUACAAACUUGAUGAAGCACAAGCCAUAUUAAGUGAAAUGAAAGCUAUCAAGAAAGCAAUCACUUCAGGAGAGAAAGAAAAACAAGAUCUCAUUCAGAGCUUAGCCAGGUUAAAGGAUGGCUUUGUGACUGACAGAGGAUCACAGUCAGACCUGUGGGACAGCAAUGCAGCCUUAUUACCUCCACAGUAUCUGGAUGUUAGCUCCCAAACAGAUGUUUCAGGAAAUUUUAUCACAAGCACUAAUAAUCAGUUGGCUGAGAAGGUCAGAUUACGCCUCCGAUAUGAAGAAGCAAAGAGAAGAAUAGCAAACUUAAAAAUACAUCUGGCUAAACUGGACAGUGAGGCCUGGCCAGGUGUGCUGGAUUCAGAACGGGACCGACUAAUAUUAAUCAAUGAGAAGGAGGAGCUGUUAAAGGAAAUGCGGUUCAUUAGCCCCCGAAAGUGGACUCGGGGUGAAGUGGAAAGAUUGGAGAUGGAGAGAAAACGUCUAGAGGAAGACCUUCAAGCUGCAAGAGAUACUCAAAGCAAAGCCUUAACAGAGAGAUUGAAGUUGAAUAGCAAAAGAAAUCAGUUGGUCCGCGAACUGGAGGAAACAACGCGGUUAGUUGUAACGUUACACGCCCAGCUGAAAAACCUCUCUACCAGCAUGCUUUCCCUCUCUUCGGGCAGCAGCCAUGGCUCUCUCGCAUCGAGCAGAGGAUCUCUUGCCACCUCUAGCCAGGAUUCUUCCACCUCAGCCAGUUUUACUGAUCUCUACUAUGAGCAGUGGGAACAGUUGGACUCAGACUAUCAGAACAAAGUUGACUUCUUACUCUUGGAGGGAGCCGCUGGAUUUAGGCCUUCAGGCUAUAUCACCACUAUUCAUGAGAACGAGGUGGCAAAAACUCACAAAACAGAUGCCACCAGUCGUAUCCAGGCUCUGAGAUCUUUGUCUGGGACCCCCAAAUCAAUGACAUCCUUAUCUCCAAGGUCAUCUCUGUCAUCUCCCUCCCCACCCUGCUCCCCACUAGUGGUAGACCCUCUCUUAACUGGAGAUGCCUUUUUGAGCCACAUGGACUUUGAAGAUACAGAAAUAAAUAUAAGUCUUUCUGAACUCUCUCUAAACGCUGGAAGUGGCAGCUACAGACUGGAAGAGCCUAGGGCUGGGGACAAACAUCUAGGACAAGGCGUAAAUUCAGCUGGAGGGGCCACACUGAAGGUGGCAUGUGUGUCAGCUGCAGUGUCAGAUGAAUCUGUUGCUGGAGACAGCGGGGUGUAUGAGGCAGCUGUACAAAGACUCUGUGUGUCAGAAAUGAUAAUGUUUGACAGUGAUCAUACAGAAACAGCUGGGACUGCCAAAGUGCAAAUUGCUAUGAAGUAUGAUGACAAAAAUAAACAAUUUGCAAUAUUAGUCAUGCAGCUGAAUAACGUUCCUGCUCUAAUGUUACAGCAAGAUCAGAAAGUGAACAUUCGUGUGGCUGUUCUUCCUUGCUCUGAAAGCACAAGCUGUUUGUUCCGCACAAGACCCAUGGAAGCUUCAGACAGUCUUGUAUACAAUGAAAUAUUUUGGGUUUCAAUCUCUUACCCUGCUUUACACCAGAAGACUUUAAGAGUUGAUGUUUGCACUGUGGAUAAGUCUCACCUCGAGGAGUGCCUGGGUGGAGCACAAAUUAGCCUGGCUGAAAUAUGUAGAUCUGGAGAGAAGUCAACACGCUGGUACAACCUUCUUAGUUAUAAAUAUCUUCAGAAGCAAAGCAGAAAACACAAACAAGGGGAUAUUUGUUCUGCAGUAUCCUGCGCUGAAAAAACAGACUCUGUAUCUGCACUGCUGGAACAGACUGCUGUUGAACUGGAAGCAGUAGAGAAGAAGCUGGAAGAAAGCAGAAGCACUUUAACUAGUGGAGAGAAUUGGCAAGAUGAGGAGGUUGCUGAGCAAGAAGAGCAGGAUGGGAACAGUGACAAUGAAGCAGAAGAGGAGGAAGAAUUCUAUGAUGGAAAAACACUCUGGGAGGUGGAAGAGAAUCCAGAAUCCCAAGUGCAUGCUGAGUCGGUAGCAGUAAAGGUAGAUAAAGAAACAAACACAGAGAGCCUUGCACAAUCUUCUACUGUAGUUCGUCCAAAAGAGAAGAAAGCAGCUAACCCACCGCAAACUCAGUUUGUCAGAAGUAGCACCAUAAUCCGCUCCAAAACAUUUUCGCCAGGACCACAGAGUCAAUACAUCUGCCGGCUAAAUCGCAGUGAUAGUGACAGUUCAACACUGUCUAAGAAACCACCCUUUGUUCGGAAUGCUAUGGAGAGGCGAAGUGUCAGAAUGAAGCGGCCUUCGGUUAAGUCCUUUGGUGCAGAGCGUCUAAUCCGAACUUCACUGGACCUGGAGUUAGACCUGCAGGCUUCAAGGACCUGGCACAAUCAGUUAGUGCAAGAGAUCUCUGUACUGAAAGAACUGAAAGAACAGUUAGAACAAGCUCAAGGUCAAGGUGAAAAAGAGCUGCCACAAUGGGUGAAGGAUGAUGAGCGAUUCCGGCUUUGGCUGAGACACGUCGAAAAACGGGCUGAGAAAACAGAACACAAGUGUGAGCUGAAAGCGGAUAAAAUGAUGAGAGCAGCUGCCAAGGAUGUACACAGGCUACGAGGACAGAGUCGUAAGGAGCCCCUGGAGGUACAGUCAUUCAGAGAGAAGAUGGCAUUUUUCACACGACCGAGGAUAAACAUUCCAACCCUCUCUGCAGAUGAUGUUUGA
Molecule: messenger RNA, 3342 nt
Organism: Emys orbicularis (European pond turtle)
Lineage: Eukaryota; Metazoa; Chordata; Testudines; Emydidae
Gene: WWC1
Product: WW and C2 domain containing 1
Exons: 23
Coding region: 1-3342 (1113 amino acids)
Biological process (GO): negative regulation of organ growth; regulation of DNA-templated transcription; cell migration
Cellular component (GO): cytoplasm
Molecular function (GO): molecular adaptor activity; kinase binding
Source: RefSeq, a predicted model, not a curated record